This is a messenger RNA of Chenopodium quinoa (quinoa), 1818 nucleotides long. RefSeq names its product nuclear transcription factor Y subunit A-7-like. Lineage: Eukaryota; Viridiplantae; Streptophyta; Magnoliopsida; Caryophyllales; Amaranthaceae. The transcript is spliced from 7 exons. The record is from RefSeq and is a predicted model, not a curated record. The coding region runs from base 560 to 1501 and encodes 313 amino acids. Gene Ontology annotation, molecular function: RNA polymerase II cis-regulatory region sequence-specific DNA binding; DNA-binding transcription factor activity, RNA polymerase II-specific. Gene Ontology annotation, biological process: regulation of transcription by RNA polymerase II.
CAGUCCCCCUCUUUUGCUUUACUAUUCUGCUCCUCCUCCUUGUUAUUACUGUCACAUUCACCCAUUUUCUCUUUUAUACUGAAAAUUUAUAAUAUUAUUUAUUAUGAUUAAUUAAUUUAUUUAAAGUAGUUAGUGUAGUAUAGUUUGAUGAUCAGUUGGUAAUUGGGGCACUAUCAUUUAUGAGGGUCACUACUCUAAGUCUCUCUAACUAGUCUUUCCUCUUUUCCUAGCUAAACAAACUCCAAUAGAAUUCAGAGAGAGAAAUUUAAAUUAAAAAAAAUAACCCCCCAAAAAAAAAAAAAAAAAAAAAAAAUUGUAGGGAGAGAAAGUUGGAGAGAGAAAGAGAUGGGAUUGGGGGUUUCAAGGGGGGAAACAUGCCCAACUUGAACCCAGCACCUCUAUUCUUUGCUUCCUUCUUCAGAUCCCAAAGCUAGUUGAGUGUUGGGAGACCGAACCUUGCUCGUGUUCGUGUUCGUGUUCGUGCUCGUGUUUUUGUUUUCUUUUCAGGUCUAAUCUACUACACUCAGAAUCUGCUUUGGUUGCGUUCUAGUUUAUCCAAAUGUCCAAUUUAUUUAUCAAUUAUCCUCCACAUUGGAAUUCAGAUGACCAGAGAAUUUCCGAAUCUUUAUCGAAGGGCUUGAGCUUGAAAAUGGAUUCCCCACCUCAACUUCAUCUCAAUGCUAGGUCAUUAGGCUUUCAUUUGCAAGAUCAAGACUCACCUUCAAGUCAAUCAACUCAGUCAAACCAUGAUAUGACUACUAAUACUGGAACCAAUUCUCAGGACCAAUGCAUGUCAUCUGAAUCUGGUCAAGAAGUCAAUUGUGGCAAGAACCUUGGUCAAAUGAAACCAAUGUAUCUAAUGGGUCAUCCAGAAGCUGAUUUUAAUAUUGGUCAAAUGGAUUACAACCGUGCAAUGGGAUGCAUGCCAUAUCCUUAUGGUGAUCCCUAUUACAAUGAGAUAAUGAAUACAUAUGGGACAACACCCAUUAUUCAUCCCCAUAUGAUGGGCAUGACAACUACGAGAGUCCCAUUACCUCUUGAUAUAUCUGAAGAUGAACCGAUAUUUGUCAAUGCCAAGCAAUAUCAUGGCAUUCUAAGAAGGCGGCAAUCAAGAGCAAAGAUGGAGGCCCAAAACAAGCUCAUCAAAGCUCGAAAGCCUUAUCUUCAUGAAUCAAGGCAUCUUCAUGCCUUGAAUAGGGUAAGAGGAUCAGGUGGUCGUUUCCUUAGUACAAAGAAGCAUCAACAAUCCGACUCAACCUCUACAAAUGGGAACCAUUCAAUCUCUGGCUCGAAUGCAUAUAAUAACAUGGUGUUUGAAUCCCAUCAAUCACAAUGCAUGGCAACAGGUACCUCAAGCAUCUCCACCAAUGGCAAUUCUUUUUACCAGCAACAAGACGGUGGAUUCUUAGGCAUCUCUUCUUCACAUACAGGUGGAGCCAUGCAACACAAUGGAGGGUUUAUAAACAACCCGAACCAGCAUCAAGCUCCCGUGGUCCGGUGAAAUUGGAAGGAGCAACUAACACAUCGUGACCAGGCAACUCAUCCUUGGCUUUUAAGAACUUCAUAUUAUUCUUGCUUGUAUUAGCCUUCUGGCAUUGAUUUCGUAUUCUAUGAAUGAUUCUGCUGUAUAUUUAAAAGUUUCGAUAAGUGUCCAAAAUAUUUGAUAUGGAUGAUCUUUUGACAUCCUAGUGUCAAAGUUUGUUAAAACUUGGUAUCGAUAUUAUUUGGACAUCAAUUCGGUAUUUUGUAAUAUUGUUCAGCAAACUAUUCUAGUAUUCCCUCCGAUUAGCAAGGCAAUCUUAUUUAAAUAAUUAUAAA